AUGCCCCGAAACUGGAUCGCAGUGGACCUUGACCGGCGUGUCUGGCUCGAGGGUGCAGGCAGACUCGAUGACUGGUUCUCGAACUGCGCCGCCCUCACGCUAGAGACCCUCCGAAUCCCCUGCGUAAAUGACAAAAUCGACAGCAUGCUCUGCGGCCGCUUCGCCCACCAGCGCACAGCGCCGCUCCUCCGCCUACCCCCCGAGCUGCUGCACGAGAUCCUCAGCGCACUGAAUCCAACAGGCGCGUACGCUCCCGCAGUCUUCCUCUUCGCCACCACCUGCAAGCUGGCCCUCGCCCUCGCGCAGCCGCACAUCGCACGUCUGCAGCGCAGCCACUACGCCCCGCUCGCCGGCCACCGUCUCGUCUGCCUCGCCGAUGGCCCCGGCACGCUCGCGCACUGCCCCGCGGGGUUCUUCACCCCCGCAGAGGCGUGCGCCCUCGGCGGCGCGCCCGACACGCCGCUGUACGGGCUUAUCCGGAAGGCGUGGUCGCGGUAUACGCCUGAUCCGCCUGCGCUCCUGCGCCCGACCGAUAUAUUGUGGCGUCCUCGCGCGGUGUCGCGGAUCUCCAUGGGUGCUCUGUAG
Trametes versicolor FP-101664 SS1 is the source of this 585-nucleotide messenger RNA. RefSeq lists its product as uncharacterized. The transcript has 4 exons. The record is from RefSeq and is a predicted model, not a curated record. Lineage: Eukaryota; Fungi; Basidiomycota; Agaricomycetes; Polyporales; Polyporaceae. Bases 1 to 585 code for a protein of 194 amino acids.